Molecule: messenger RNA, 3040 nt
Organism: Ilyonectria robusta
Lineage: Eukaryota; Fungi; Ascomycota; Sordariomycetes; Hypocreales; Nectriaceae
Product: ankyrin repeat-containing domain protein
Exons: 2
Coding region: 219-2672 (817 amino acids)
Molecular function (GO): protein binding
Source: RefSeq, a predicted model, not a curated record
GGCUGAGAGAUCUCCUCGGGCAGUAUGUCGAACUAGAUGGCGCCGACGACAAGGGACAGACUGCUCUUCAUCUGGCUCUUCGCUCAGGAUUCCCCGAGACAGUUUGGGCACUACUUGAGGCAGGAGCCUCACUCCAUUCGCCAUUUCUGCCGCUACCAUCCGUGUCUGAUCUAUUUUUCAUUCUGUUCCGUCUGGCGAAGCUUUUCAGUUACUGUUUGAUGCUGAUGUUGGUUAUGUCCAAGCUAGGCGGCCUUUAUGGCCUUUCUCCUAUCCUCCCACGUUACCCGAUCAGAAUCCUGUCUGUCCACUUCACAGCUAUGCUGCUGUUCUACGCUUUGUCCCUCAUCACCACAACCAAGAGCCUCUCUAUUGCAGAGGCAGCAACGUCAUUCAGAGGCAACUCGGAGUCUGCAGUUCUCAUGUUACUCGACUCAGGCUUCCGGCCGCAACAUAAUGACAUGAUGUUACUGUGGAUUGACGGUGUGCGGAAGGGACAUACCGGAGUGUGCAGCAGGAUGGCCAGGAUGGGCUGGGACGUGGAUAUGCCAUUUGCGGAUCCCGACUCCCCCAAGGAUCGGCAACUCGUAACCACGGCCCUUCUUUAUGCCUCCUCCGGAUCGCACAAGGACCUCGUGCUAUUUCUUCUCGGCGCCGGAGCAGACCCGACGCUCCUCGACUCAUGGGGCAGGUCGUGUCUACUGCUAGCCGCUAUGGGCAAGGAGGAUAACGAUCUCAACUCCGCAAUCCUCGAAGCCUUGGUCAACACCGACGCCAUCCGGUACCUUAACGUGAACCACUUCCCAGAAGACCACGGCUUGAAGACGUGGGCAUCUAGGCGGGCAUGGGGCUGGCCGCUUGGCGUUGUUUGCGGCCAUAUGCGCGUCGACGCUGUCAGGACCCUUCUCGACGCAGGAGCCGAUCCUAACCUGCUGGCCGCGUUCGGGAUGACUGCGCUUCACGCUGCCUGCGACAACUAUUUCAACAGCGACCAAGUAGCGGCCAUGGUCGAGAUGCUCCUCAAACACAAAGCAAACGUCAACACUGUCACUUCUAACUCAUGGACCGCUGUUGGCCGUGUUUGCAACGCUGGGAUCUCGCCUGGAGCUCUUAGCCUGUUGCUGGCAGCAGGUGCUGAGGUCGAGUCUGGGGCCGGUGAGAACACACCGCUACAGAUUGCCGCACGAUACGACGUCUCUGGUGGGCGGCUCGUGGAGCUACUGCUUCAACACGGGGCCAGUGCUAACGCUAUGGGUGGCAGGUUCGGCACUGCUCUCCAGGCUGCGCUGUCCCGGCCGUAUAACGAGGAAAACGAGGAGUUGGUACUGAAGGUGGUGUCAGAUCUCCUGGAAUGGAAAGCCGAUGUCAACGCGGCUCCCAAUGGAUGUGAUCCCCCAAUUACACAGGCGGCAAUGCGAAACAGAGUCCAAGUCGCAGCAGUACUGCUGAAGAAAGGCGCUGUUAUCCCCAUGGCCCUGGAGGUCGAUAUUCGCGAUGGUGAUGGCGAUUCAAUAUCUAAGCACAACACCCUCCUCGUGCCCAUCCUUGGCCGCCUCUUUCCUAGUCAGGACGACAUGUUUCGUCUGCUGCUCGAGCAUGGGGCGUCCCCAAAUGGCUUCACCAAUCUCGACGGUGAGGGCGACUGCCGCAAGACUAUCCUCGGCUACGCAUGCAGCUCCUCCGUGAAGGAGUACGUAACGACAGCACGCCUGCUCCUGGAGAGGGGGGCAGACCUGAACGCCCCCGAUGUACAGGGAAAGAUAGCCAUGCAUCAUGCGGCUCACGCUUUGAGCGUAGAGCACGUGCGAAUGUUGCUGGACUACAACGCUGGCCCACCAACCCAGGAGGGCGUGCAGGGCGGAUCGCCGUGGCAUUCGCUGUGCAAGGGUGCCAUGGGCGAUAUGGCGUGCCUGUAUGGGAUGGACGAAUCCUUCAAGUUUCUUAAGAUAUGCGAACUACUGGAGAGCAAGUGGGCUGUCGGCCUGGCCUGGACCCGUGACGAAGACGGCAAGAACUGUCUUCACUACUUGGCCGGACUCGGCAACGAGACGCAUCGGACAUCUCCCGCUGCCAAGCUGAUGGGCGCGUUCCUAAGCCGCUACGGCGCGGGUGUCAGUUCCGAGGUCUUCCUCGACGAGGACGGCGACGGGCACACGGCACUGGAGAUUGCGUCGGCGACCGGCGACGAGACUGUGAUGACUGUAAUAGUCGGGCACAUAUUCGAUAUGCAUCUCGAUGCUGUUAUGAAAGAGGGCGACGAGCACUAUCGAGACAUUCAAAAUCCAGUCUCUUUUGUGUCUAGGAACUCGGACUUCAUGCGCAGACUCCUCACCCAUGCCGACCAUGAGGGGCGGACGGCACUACAUAUCGCGGCAUCUAAGGGCCGUAUCUACGCUUGCCGCUUCCUCGCCGUCAACCCAUAUGCUCUCGAGUGGCCGCGACUCUCUAACUCGGGCCAGUCGCCCGCAGAUUGCGCGAAGGCGAACGGGCAUCACACGGUCGCCGAGUACUUGUCAACGUUUAAGGGCGCCGAGACCACCGCUGACGACCUCGCGAAGCGAAAGUCGAUUUUCGCAAAGGCAGCGCCGAGGCUGUGUAUCACGCGGGAGCUUGUGGACAAGGUUCUGGGCAAUUGUUCAGCAGAUGGGAACGGAGACGACUGGGAGAGUGAUUGACAGUUUAAGAUUCUCACCGAUGCCCCGUGGCUGAGUGUCUUUGUCUGAUGUGGAUGUUGUUCUUACUGACCGCUGUACGUCUCUGGUCUCUGCGCCCGUUCUUCGCGCAAAACUCUGAGAUGGUAACGUUGUCAUAAACAAGUUGCCUUCCCGCGGGAAUGCCACAUAGGACAACUCAUCUGCUCCUUAUCUAUGCAUAUACACGCGAAGCGUCGGUUCUCACGUGGUGGACGUAGGGUUUCAAAGGAUUUUAUGGAAUAUUCUUGUAAUUAUUACAGAUUGGGUUUAUUGGGUGGCUUAUUAGCAAUAAAGUCUCAAAUCAUAGGCAGAGUAAAGAAGGCGGCGGCAAAGACUCUGUCGAAUUCAAU